AUGCCAAAGAAAAAAACUGGGCAGCGAAAGAAAGCAGAGAAACAGAAACAAAGGCAGAAAGAGAUCCGAAAUGCUAGGGAACACGUAGACAUAGCUCAGCACCCUUGCAACAUGCCGAUGGAAUGUGAUAAAUGCCAAAAAAAACAGAAAAGCCGAGCAUUCUGUUACUUCUGCCAGGCACUCCAACGGCUGCCAGCAUGCGCACACUGUGGCAAGGUUAAGUGCAUGCUGAAGUCUGGAGAUUGUGUGGUGCGCCAUCCUGGAGUAUAUACUACAGGACUUGGAAUGGUGGGAGCGAUUUGUGAUUUUUGCGAGGCGUGGGUGUGCCACGGACGCAAGUGCCUUACAGCACACGCAUGCACAUGUCCGCUAACCGAUGCUGUGUGUCUUGAGUGUGAACGAGGUGUAUGGGAACAUGGUGGGCGUGUUUUCCGCUGUUGUUUCUGCCAAGGCUUUCUAUGUGAAGAUGACCAGUUUGAGCACCAGGCUUCCUGUCAAGUUUUGGAGUCUGAAACAUACAAGUGUCAAUCAUGCAACCGUCUGGGGCAGUACUCCUGCCUGCGCUGCAAGACGUGUUUCUGUGACGAGCACGUGCGGCGCAAAGGAGCGCGGCCUGAUCGUCGUGCCGCCCCGCCCUGCCCGCGCUGCGGCUUCGCGCUGCUGCUCACUGCAGACCUUAGCAUGUCCACGCGCUCGCAUCGUUACGGUCGACAGGGCGCUGUGCCGGCCGACGACGAGGACUAUGGGGGUGCCUACACCACGGGAUACACUGGUUACGAUGCCAGCGCUGAGGGUGGAGACUACUCGUACUCCGGCUCCGAAUCGGAUGACGAUGAUGAUGACGACGAGGAAGAUUCCGAGGAGGAAGAGGAGUCUGAUGAGAGCGAGCAAACUGAAGACACAGCAGCUGUAUCUGGUGGCAAGGCCGCAACUUCAUCUUAG
Molecule: messenger RNA, 942 nt
Organism: Parnassius apollo (apollo)
Lineage: Eukaryota; Metazoa; Arthropoda; Insecta; Lepidoptera; Papilionidae
Source: the annotation of a GenBank genome assembly